AUGCAAUUAAAUACAACCUCUUCUCCAUUAUCAAAUCUCUAUACAAUACAACCGAAGAAAUUUGAUGGGUAUUUUCAAUGCCCACGACCUCUCUCAACUCCUUAUUUCAACGAUAUUCACGGUCCCAAAACUCUUAAGCCUGCAAAGCCAGGCCAAUUGCCUUCUAACCGCUUGCCUGACGAUAUUACCAAAAUCCCUCGACCUGUAGCGCAUCUAGUAAUUUCAAGUGUAUACGACCCUUCCACUAAACCUCCUAGAAAAGCAUUUAGUUCCACUGAGCCGAAACGAAAAACUGAGCCAUUUUUCCAUACGAUGAGUGAAUUAAAAGCAAGUAUGGCUAAACCUACAGAAAGAUUAGUCAGAACAUUUUAUGAUUUAACCCAGAAAAUGGAAAAAGAAAAGAAAAAUAUGAGUGCACGAGAAGAUCCACCACCAAAGCCAAUAAGAAAAAGCUUUAAAGGAUAUUUUAGAUUUAAUUAUCAGACAAGCAAUGAUCUUUGAAUUAAGGAUAAAAAAGUGUUAGAAGCAUCAAAUCCUAUAGCAACGCUAAAACAAAGGCAGUAUGAAGAACUUGAUAGAAAAUACUUGGAGAAAAGGCGACAACAAAGAAUUUUAAAAAACAUGGCAAGCGGAUUUUAA
Blepharisma stoltei is the source of this 639-nucleotide messenger RNA. NCBI's taxonomy places the organism in Eukaryota, Ciliophora, Heterotrichea, Heterotrichida, Blepharismidae. The record is from the annotation of a GenBank genome assembly.